Spirodela intermedia is the source of this 2660-nucleotide messenger RNA. The record is from the annotation of a GenBank genome assembly. NCBI's taxonomy places the organism in Eukaryota, Viridiplantae, Streptophyta, Magnoliopsida, Alismatales, Araceae.
AUGGCGACGGGUAAAUUGGAGUAUGUGAGGGAGCUGGAAAGAGGGAACAGGCUGCCGAAUUUCAAUUGGAUCGUCGUCAGAAUCGAUGGUUGGCAUUUCCACCGGUGAGAAGAGCAAUCUUGUCUUCAGAGAAGCCGCAUCCCCAUGCUAUGUCCUCCUUAGUUUCCUGUUAGGAAGAAAGAUGUUGCAGGCAAGGAGAUUUUUCGAAGUCCGGUCAGGUUUCUCAUCACUCGCCGCAUUUAGCCUCCUUAAGAUUCUUGUGUAACGAAGGAAAAUCGCCUCGACGUCAAUUCUAGAAUCUGCUGCAAAGAGAUUUUUCGAAGUCCGGUCAGGUUUCUCAUCACUCGCCGCAUUUAGCCUCCUUAAGAUUCUUGUGUAACGAAGGAAAAUCGCCUCGACGUCAAUUCUAGAAUCUGCUUCAUGCUGUCAUUGUAAAAGAGAAGGAUAAACCAUCUGGACAUCUCUCCAUGUUUUCAGAAUCUGGUUGCGGUAGAGUCAUGAUUUAAGGAAUCGCUGCAUUUUAUGGUUUCAUGAAUUGCGUUCUUGGAAAAUUAUUGGAUCCACCGGAGGAUUCAUUCGACGUUUUAUUGAAUUUUGAAACUCUUACACCGUCUUCAAUCAUUGGGUACUGUUAAAAAAAGUAAAAAUUACGAGAGAAGGAUCUCUCAUGUCAUGUUACUAACUGGCGCAUGACAAUAGGUAAUGGCUGCUUGGUGUUAAAUGAAACAAGCAUGCAACAAGAUUGUAAUAGGUGGAUUAAAGUUUCCCCAUUCUAGGUAAGUGGGUUUUAGACGUCUGAUUCCUGGCUGGAGCAAAGUUUCUACGCAAAUGUAUCUUUUGGAACUUAAAUGCUGAUCAUCAGGUCACUAAUAUUGGCCAAAAACAGAAUUCAUUACAAAGUUGAUAUUAACACCUUAUGCACUUGAAGCAUUGAAGAAAUAAUCUGUCUCUUUCGGAGGAACUGAGCGAUGUAUUUCAUUCCUACUGGCAGGUUUUCCGAAGUUCAUCAAUUUGACAAGCCAAAUGAUGCACGCGCCUUGAAUUUGAUGAACUCAUGUGCAGUGUCAAUGCUGGAGAAAUUUCCUGAUAUUAUUUUCGCCUACGGCGACAGUGACGAAUAUAGGUUGACUACCCAUUUUUUCUCACAUUCCACUCUUUUGUCCAGUUUGUUUCCCUGCUCAUUCUUUGGGGCAGCAUAUGGUAGCCUGGUUCUGUUGACCGAUAACACUCUCCUCCUUGGAAGAACAAACUUUCUUUUCUAUUUAUUCUAAUAUACUGCUUAUGGAAAAUUUUAUAGAUUAGUGCUCAAGUUUUUUUUUUUUUUGGCAGUUUCAUUUGGAGCGAGAAAACAAAUUUCUGUGAAAGGCAGGAGAGGUAUUAUCUUGUAAAACUUUCACACCCUUGGGGAAAAGUAUGGUUAUCUUGUUGAAAAAUAUGUUCUAACCCAGAUAGUUCAAUGUAUCAUGAGAGUUUUUUUUUCUUCUAAUAAACCUCAUUUUCCAGCCAAAUACUGUCACAAAGUGUGUCAUUCUUUACCUCUGUCUACGUGAUGAAGUGGGGAGAGUUCUUCCCGACGCAAGAGCUGACAUACCCUCCAGCGUUUGAUGGACGUGUGAUCUGCUAUCCAAGAGUCAAACUCGUCAGGGAUUAUCUGAAAUGGAGACAAGCAGACUGUGAGUAUAGUUCCCGUCAUAUCCAUGCCCGACCAGAAUUCUCUAGCUGAGAAAAUUAAAUAAUAUUCCAUGUCAGCAAACUCGAGAGCGAAUAUGAAAAUUGUGCAUAUUGCUUGUGCCAGUGUUUAGUGGGCCAGCUCAGCUGAGAGCCAGGCCCAAUCCUGCCUUAGGCAAAGUCAAAACCUGGAGAGAACAAUGUGCCCAACCCCAUGGCAGGGUUCCAUCACCUCGAGCUUGUUUCUCCUCUAUUUGUCUAGGUUAGGCGCCUAUGGAGGGGCAGCCCGAGCCCAGCUAGGGUGGCCGGGGUCCCUUAGACUUUGACCUUGAGCUCAUUUUAGUCAACUCACCCUGAGUCAGCACUCCUAAUUGCUUGACCUUGAUCUUUUUGCAGGCCACGUGAACAAUCAGUUCAACACUUGUUUCUGGACGUUAGUCAAAUCUGGGAAGAAGAAAAGUGAAGCCCAGAAGUACCUGGCGGUAAGUCAGUAUAUGCGGAGCCUCUUUUUCUUUUCUUUGUAUUUCGUUAAAAUGGUUGACUUUUGGGUCAUCGAAUUGACUCUAGGGGCCUAGCACGUUGACUUCCUUCCUCCGUCAAUAUUUAGUUUUUGUUGACUUCCUAACGAGAAUAUCUCAUGAUACCCUUGGAUCACACAGGGCACUCAGACAGCAGAAAAGAACCAACUACUUCGGGAAUUUGGUAUAGACUACGGCGCGCUUCCUGCUAUGUUUCGAAAAGGAUCUUGCGUCUUCAGAGACAAGGUGAGAGAACCCCGAUGGCCUGACCCCAUCUCAUUCUCUCCCAAUGUUCUUCCUCCCAUUCUCCGCCUCACUCUGUGCUCCUGCGGAUGGCAGGUGGAAGAGGGAGUGAAGCUCGACGGAGGUCGGAAGCCCGGAGAGGAAACUUGCAGAAGAGUGAGAGUGGAUUACUGUGAUAUAAUCGGGAAGGAGUUCUGGGAUCAGCACUCGGAGAUUCUGGUGGAAGAUUGA